AUGUCAACUCAAUCUGAAACUGUCUUUGUUACUGGUGCUAACGGUUUUAUUGCUCAACAUAUCGUCAAACAAUUAAUUGAAAAAGGCUAUAAAGUAAUUGGAUCAGUUAGAUCAAAAGACAAAGGAGAAAAUUUAAAAUCCUUAAUUGCCGAAGCAGGUUUAGUUUCCAAUUUAUUUCAUUAUGUUAUAAUCACUGAUCUUAUAGAUAAACAACAAUUUGACAUAGUAUUUUCUCAACAUCCAGAAAUUUCAAUUGUUUUACAUACUGCAUCACCAGUUGAUUUUAAUGCAAAAGAUGCUAUUAAAGAUAUUAUUGAACCAGCGGUUUUAGGAACUAAACAUAUUUUACAAUCAGCUAAACAACAUCCAAAUAUUAAAAAUUUUGUUAUUACUUCAUCAAUAGCUGCAGCAAUUGAUAUUUCAGGAAGUAUAAAACCAAACGGUACUAUAACUGAAGAAUCAUGGAGUGGAUUGGAAAUUAAGGAUUUAAAGGGCCCAGAAGAUGCGUUUGUAGCUUAUAGAAUAAGUAAAACUUAUGCAGCUUUUGAAGUAAAAAAUAAAUCCCAAUUAAAUUUUUCUGCUGAAUUAGUCAAUAAAGUUUUAAAAUUAAAAUCAAAUCAAGAAAUCCCAUCAUUUGUUGGAAUUUUCAUUGAUGUUAGAGAUGUAGCUCAUGCUCAUAUUAGAGCUUUCGAAGAAGCUCAGCGAACAAAUGGUAAAAGAUUAGGAUUAGAUGCUGGGGAAGUUACUAAUGAAUUGAUUGCUAGUAUUAUUAAUAAAAAUUUCCCACAAGUUAAUAUUCCAAAGGGUUCAAUUGAAAAAUCAAACAAACAAAUACAAUCUAGAGGUUAUGAUUUCGAUUAUUCUGAAUCUAAGAAAAUUUUGGGAUUUGAUUAUAUUUCAUUGGAUAAAUCAAUUGUUGAUUCUGUUCAACAAAUUCUUGAUGCUAAAUAA
Messenger RNA from Lodderomyces jiufengensis, 951 nucleotides. RefSeq lists its product as uncharacterized. Gene Ontology annotation, molecular function: oxidoreductase activity, acting on the CH-OH group of donors, NAD or NADP as acceptor. NCBI's taxonomy places the organism in Eukaryota, Fungi, Ascomycota, Pichiomycetes, Serinales, Debaryomycetaceae. The record is from RefSeq and is a predicted model, not a curated record. The coding region runs from base 1 to 951 and encodes 316 amino acids. The transcript has 2 exons.